Coffea eugenioides is the source of this 1319-nucleotide messenger RNA. Its product is annotated as E3 ubiquitin-protein ligase RZFP34-like. Bases 203 to 1060 code for a protein of 285 amino acids. The transcript is spliced from 13 exons. The record is from RefSeq and is a predicted model, not a curated record. Gene Ontology annotation, molecular function: zinc ion binding; ubiquitin protein ligase activity. Gene Ontology annotation, biological process: ubiquitin-dependent protein catabolic process; protein ubiquitination. NCBI's taxonomy places the organism in Eukaryota, Viridiplantae, Streptophyta, Magnoliopsida, Gentianales, Rubiaceae. Gene Ontology annotation, cellular component: nucleus.
GGGCAUAUCUAGGUGAGACUGUGGGAUCGAUUUGAGAAAUUCUAGUACAGUUUAAAAAAAAAAAACUCAACAUCCUAAUCUAAGCACUGCUUUAACCACGGGUGGUUUCUUCCUUCUUGUGCGGAAAUAAAAUUGCUCCUCCUGCUCCUGUGCUUGAUCGUCUACGGCGUCGUUUCAGGUGUCUAAUCCAAUCCAAGAAACAAUGGAGAGUAGUGGAUCGAAGCAUCAGAGCAUUUCUCAUUCGUCUCGCACUGACGAGUCCUUAAUGGAGAUGGCUUCUGGACACUACGGGUGCUCACACUACAAAAGGAGAUGUAAGAUAAGAGCACCUUGCUGUGAUGAGAUUUUUGACUGUAGGCAUUGCCACGACGAAUUAAAGAAUUCCAUUGAAGUUGAUCCUUUGAGAAGGCAUGAUAUUCCUCGCCAUGAGAUUAAAAGGGUCAUUUGCUCAUUGUGCAAUACAGAACAAGAUGUUCAACAAAAAUGUGUCAAGUGUGGAAUUUGUAUGGGAGAGUACUUUUGCUCAAUAUGCAACUUCUUUGAUGACGAUGUCUCAAAGAAUCAAUACCACUGUGAUAGAUGUGGAAUCUGCAGGACUGGAGGUAAAGAGAACUUCUUUCAUUGCAAUGGAUGUGGGUGUUGCUAUUCGAAUUUGUUAAAGGAUUCACAUACUUGCAUAGAACGAGCAAUGCACCACAACUGCCCUGUUUGCUUCGAGUACCUUUUUGAUACCACAAAAGACAUUACAGUCCUGUUUUGUGGUCACACUAUACAUCUUGAUUGUGUGAAAGAGAUGGAAAGACAUUUCAAGUACUCAUGUCCUGUUUGCUCAAAAUCAUAUUGCGAUAUGUCUCGUGUGUGGGAAAAGCUUGAUCAGGAGGUUGCUUCUACAGCGAUGCCUCAAAUUUAUCGGGAUAAGAUGGUUUGGAUACUUUGCAAUGACUGUGGGGAAACGUCUGAGGUGAACUUCCACAUUGUGGCACACAAGUGUCUGAAAUGCAGCUCAUAUAAUACGAGGCAGACAAGAGGAGGACCGGCUUCGUGCUCCUCAAGGAUCUAAGAGAUGGUUGGAUGACCGAUUUCUUGGUCACGGUAGUCUGCUACAAGUUAUCCGUUAUAUUCGACUUUGUAAAACGAGAUAUUAUUUUGACUUUCAAAAAAGAAAAAAGAUUAAUUUAAUCACAGAGUCUGUAAAUUUCCGCUGAAGCAUAUUUGAUUGAUGUAGUCUUGUAAUCGCUUGCAUCAACCUUCCAGAUGGAGCCCGGAAGGGAAAAAGAAUAACAAAUUGAAACAUGCAUAGUAGACAUGGUUAACGAUGA